GCAACUUCCUUUCUGGCAGCGGCUAAAUCUUCGCCAACAUGCCACUCGCAAAGGACUUGCUGCACCCAACCCCCGAAGAGGAGAGGAGGAUGCACAAGAAGAAGCGUCUCGUACAGUGUCCUAAUUCUUAUUUCAUGGAUGUCAAAUGUCCAGGAUGCUAUAAGAUCACAACUGUGUUCAGCCACGCUCAGACAGUAGUGCUUUGUGUUGGUUGCUCAACUGUGCUCUGUCAGCCCACUGGAGGCAAAGCUAGACUUACAGAAGGGUGUUCCUUCAGGAGGAAGCAGCAUUAAGAUAUCUUCUGCAUGCUUCCGCAGAGAGAGAGAGAGAGCGAGAGAGAGAGAAAUAGGGAGAUGAACUGGCCUCAGUGACCGCAACCUGAUUAUUUCACAGAAGGGAUGAGGGAUUUGAACCAAACACCCCCAUGGAACACCCGCUAACCCGAAUGUGCCUUUUUCUCUCUGUCUCAGUCUCAAUAAAAUGUUUGAGCUAAAAUAA
This is a messenger RNA of Xyrauchen texanus (razorback sucker), 498 nucleotides long. RefSeq names its product 40S ribosomal protein S27. Gene Ontology annotation, cellular component: cytosolic small ribosomal subunit; ribosome. The transcript is spliced from 4 exons. The record is from RefSeq and is a predicted model, not a curated record. Gene Ontology annotation, molecular function: structural constituent of ribosome; RNA binding. Bases 39 to 293 code for a protein of 84 amino acids. Gene Ontology annotation, biological process: ribosomal small subunit assembly; translation. Lineage: Eukaryota; Metazoa; Chordata; Actinopteri; Cypriniformes; Catostomidae.